Molecule: messenger RNA, 1500 nt
Organism: Sorex fumeus (smoky shrew)
Lineage: Eukaryota; Metazoa; Chordata; Mammalia; Eulipotyphla; Soricidae
Product: hyaluronidase PH-20-like
Exons: 3
Coding region: 1-1500 (499 amino acids)
Biological process (GO): hyaluronan catabolic process; carbohydrate metabolic process
Cellular component (GO): acrosomal vesicle
Molecular function (GO): hyalurononglucosaminidase activity
Source: RefSeq, a predicted model, not a curated record
AUGGAAGUGCUAUCGGUCAAUUAUAUCUUCUCUAGGAGCUUUGUUGUGUUCAAUGGAGUAUCCAAGGAAAUGUUUAUUUUCUUUCUGUUUCCAAUUUUUCUGACUGCGGAAUACAGAGUACCUCCUGUGCUCUCAAAUACAACUUAUGUUAUAGCAUGGAAUGCUCCAAGUGACAAAUGUAUGAGACUCUAUCAAAUUUUUAUGGAUUUGAGCAUCUAUUCAUUAAUAGGAAUCCCUGAAAUCCGUACCAUAAAUCAAAAUGUCACCUUCUUUUCUGCUGAUAUACUCGGCCGCUAUCCUCACUUAGACAGUGACACAGGAUACGAAAGAUAUGGAGCAAUUCCUCAGUUGGGAGAUAUAAAUAUGCAUUUGCAAAAGGCUGAGAGCGACAUUGUCUCUUACUUACCGAGAGAUCAGUUAGGCUUGGCUGUAAUUGCAUGGGAUGCCUGGAAUCCUCUCUGGUUAAGAAACUUGAUUGACAAAUAUGUUUACAGAGUCAAAUCAAUUCAAAAGGUUAAGAAAAGCAAUCCAGCCCUUGGAAAUAAACAAGCUGACAUUGCUGCAAAAAAAGAAUUUGAACAGGCAGCAAGGGAAUUCAUGGUAAGAACUUUGCAAUUAGGAAAGCGUCUUCGACCAAGAAAUUAUUGGGGUUUUUUCCAUUUUCCUAAUUGCUACAAUAAUAAUUAUCGUAACAAUAAAAACUACACUGGAAGUUGCCCUGAAGUAGAAAAGCAAAGAAAUAAUGAGCUCAACUGGUUGUGGAGUGAAAGCACUGCACUUUAUCCGUACAUUUACUUGACUGCAGAUUUAAGAAAAAGUCCAAAGGCUGCACUGUUUACUCGUAAUCGUAUUAAUGAAGCCAUUAGAGUUGCUAAAGUAUCCAAUAGUAAUAAACCACUUCCAGUUUUUGUAUACGUGCGUCCUGUUUUUCGUGAUAGACCCACAGAAUAUCUUUCUGAGACUGACCUUGUGAAUACAAUUGGUGAAACUUAUGCUCUUGGGGCCGCUGGAAUUAUAGUAUGGGGAAGCUUCUCUUUAACCCACUCUAGGGUUGCUUGCAAGAAUCUACAAAAUUUUGAGAGGCAGACACUGAGUCCUUACUUAAUCAAUGUCACUCUAGCAGCUAAAAUGUGUCACCAAGCACUCUGCCAAGAUCAAGGACUCUGUACCCGGAAAAACUGGAAUUCGAAUGACUAUCUUCACCUGAACCCAAGAAAUUUUCUUAUUAAGUUUGCAUAUUGUGACAAGUUCACAGUAUAUGGGGAGCCCUCAGUUGAAGACCUAAAGAAGUUUUCUGAUAAAUUUGAUUGCACCUGUUUUUCCAAUGUCACUUGUAAGAAGAAUGACAACAUAGAAAAUGUUAAAAACAUAAGGGUAUGUAUUAAUGAGGAAGUUUGCAUAUCAGCCUUUGUAAGCCCAGAACACAACGUAAUUCCUACUGUAGGAUCCAGAAGCACCACAAUAAAAACCACCACAGAAAUUCAACAAACAAUCUUCUAG